GUGACAUAUCUGCAGGUGAUAAAUCUAAGAAAGGAGUGAAGCGAAGGAGAAUUACAGAAGAUAGUGGUGAAACAGCCAAAAGGAGAUCUGCUAGAGUUCGGAACACCAAGUGUAAAAAAGAGGAGAAGGUUGACUUUCAAGAGCUGUUGGUGAAGUUCCUUCCUUCCAGAUUAAGGAAAUUAGAUCCUGAGGAGGAAGAGGACCCUUUCAAUAACUAUGAGGUGCAAUCAGAGAUCAAAGAGGAGAAUUUCCAGCAUGUUGGACCACACAGAAUGUCAUUUGAUUCUACAACAUUUAUGGAAUCUGAAAAACAGGAUGUUCAUGAAUUCUUGCUGGAUAACCUGAACAAUGGUGGGAUCUUGGAGCUGAUGAUGAGAUAUCUAAAAGUCAUCAGCCAAAAGUUUCUGGUGAAGUGGCCUCCUGGCUUGUGUGAGGUGGUCCUUAGCAUCUAUAACAGCUGGAGGAAGCACAGUAGCAGCCUCCCCAAUCCACUACUGAGGGACUCGAGUAACCAGCAUAUCAAGGAUAUGAUGUUGAUGAGCCUUUCUUGCAUGGAACUGCAAUUGGAUCAGUGGCUACUGACAAAAGGGAAGAGCUCUACAGUUUCUCCACGGAAUUGUCCAGCUGCCUCUGUGAAUGGAAAGUUUGGUCCUGACUUCCCAGGCACUCAUUUUUUGGGAGACCUGUUGCAGUUGUCAUUUGCUUCUUCACAAAGAGAUUUGUUUGAAGAAGGCUGGAUGGAGUUUGUGACUCGGGUGUAUUGGCUGAAAGCUCGCUUUCUAGCACUGCAGGGAGACAUGGAACAGGCACUUGAAAACUAUGAUAUCUGCACUGAAAUGCUACAGAACUCCACUGCAGCACAAGCUAAAGCUGGCAAUGAGUGUAGCAUCGUCAUACGGUUACCUAACCUACAUGUUGAUUCUGUUGUUUCUUUAGAAGAGAUUGAAAAGAACCUAAAAUCUCUGGAGAGAUGCCAGUCUUUGGAAGAGAUCCAGCGACUGUAUGAGGCAGGAGAUUACAAUGCAGUGGUGCAUCUGCUUCGUCCAACAUUGUGCUUUAAUGGUUAUGGCAGAGCAAAGCAUCUGGAGUUCGUAACAUCCAUACCAGAGAGACCAGCACAGCUGCUUCUCCUGCAGGACUCCCUGCUCAAACUGAAAGAUUACAAGCAGUGCUUUGAAUGCUCAGAUGUUGCCUUGAAUGAAGCAAUUCAGCAGAUGAUUAAUAUGACAGCAGCCUCUGCUAAAGAGGAGUGGGUUGCUACGGUAACACAGCUGCUCACAGGAAUAGAUACUUCAUUAUCAUCAGUUAACAGCAUCUUGAAAGACUCUUCUGUAACACCAAGCCUCGUUCGAUUAACAAACAACCUGAUUCAGAUCAUAGACUGCAGCAUGGCAGUCCAGGAGGAACCAAAAGAGCCAUAUGUCUCCUCAGUGCUUCCAUGGAUUAUCCUGCACAGGAUCAUCCAGCAUGAGGAAGAUGCUUUUCGAUCCCUUUGCUGCCAGCAGCAGCAGAACCAGGGAGAAGAAGGGAGUCCUGAUACCCCUAUGUUGCCUUCUUCGCUUAUGCUGCUGAACACAGCUCAUGAGUAUUUGGGAAGAAGAUCCUGGUGUUGCAAUUCAGAUGGUGCUCUGCUAAAGUUCUAUGUUCAGGUACUACAAAAAGAACUUGCAGCAUCCACUUCUGAAGAUACUCAUCCAUACAAAGAAGAGCUGGAAACAGCCCUGGAGCAGUGUUUUUAUUGUUUAUAUGGGUUCCCAAGCAAAAAAAGCAAAGCAAGGUACCUGGAAGAACAUUCAGUGCAGCAGGUUGAUCUGACAUGGGAAGAUGCUUUGUUCAUGUUUGAAUAUUUUAAGCCUAAAACUCUUCCAGAAUUUGACAGUUACAAAACCAGUACCGUGUCUGCUGAUUUGGCCAACCUUUUGAAGAAAACUGCUACAAUUGUUCCUCGAACAGACAAGCCUAUGCUAAGCCUAGAGACUGUAUCUGCUUAUAUUGAAGGAACAUGCAGCAAGGCACCAUCUCUCCCAGAGGGUGCAGACUAUUCUCCACCAGUGGUGACCGAGUUGUAUUAUCUUCUGGCAGACUAUCAUUUCAAGAAUAAAGAACAGUCUAAGGCCAUCAAAUUUUACAUGCACGACAUUUGUAUUUGUCCAAACAGGUUUGACUCCUGGGCUGGGAUGGCUCUGGCUCGAGCCAGUCGUAUUCAGGACAAAUUGAACUCUAAUGAAUUGAAAAGUGAUGGCCCGAUCUGGAAACACUCCACCCCUGUCCUGAAUUGCUUCAAACGAGCCCUGGAGAUUGACAGCUCCAACCUGUCCCUGUGGAUCGAAUAUGGCACCAUCUCCUAUGCCUUGCACUCCUUUGCAUCCCGACAGCUUAAGCAGUGGAAGUCGGAACUUCCUCCUGAAGUUGUGCAGCAGAUGGAGGAGCGCCGGGACAGCAUGUUGGAGACAGCCAAGGUGUGCUUCACCUCAGCGUCUCGCUGCGAGGGGGACGGCGAUGAGGAGGAGUGGCUUAUCCACUACAUGCUGGGGAAGAUUGCAGAGAAGCAGAAACAGCCUCCCGUCGUCUACCUGCUUCAUUACAAACAGGCAGGGCACUACUUGCAUGAGGAGGCUGCUCGAUAUCCCAAAAAGAUUCACUACCAUAAUCCACCAGAACUUGCCAUGGAAGCAUUGGAGGUAUACUUUCGACUUCAUGCUUCUAUUUUGAAACUUGUGGGGAAACCAGACUCUGGAGUAGAUGCAGAGAUCUUAGUUAGUUUCAUGAAAGAAGCUUCUGAGGGACCAUUUGCCAGAGGCGAGGAGAAGAACACCCCAAAAGUUACAGAAAAAGAAAAAGCUUGCAUGAUUGAUGAAGACUCUCACUCCUCAGCCGGAACGGUGCCAGGCCCUGGGACUUCCCUCCCCUCCUCCUCCGGUCCAGGUCUGACAUCCCCACCUUACACAGCCACUCCAGUUGACCACGAUUACGUCAAAUGUAAAAAACCCCGCCAGCAGGCAACGCCGGACGGUACAGUCCCUGUUCUCAAUACUGGCAGCACAGGAGGUGCUCUGAUCACGGGGGGUUUGACCAGGAAUGAUCAAACUGCUCGUUUCGAGGAGGGUGAUGGGUCUGUGGUAACACGGGCAAUAUUGAAGCUCAUUAUCUUUAUGAAUUUGGUUCUUUAAAUAGAAUCGAUGUACAGUCAGAGCUUUAAAUACAAAACUGAAAGUUGUCACCUGCCACCAUGACAUCUGUCACUUAGUCAAAA
Molecule: messenger RNA, 3253 nt
Organism: Manacus vitellinus (golden-collared manakin)
Lineage: Eukaryota; Metazoa; Chordata; Aves; Passeriformes; Pipridae
Product: calcineurin-binding protein cabin-1-like
Exons: 17
Biological process (GO): chromatin organization
Cellular component (GO): nucleus
Molecular function (GO): nucleosome binding; protein binding
Source: RefSeq, a predicted model, not a curated record